GGGGUGAAUAAAGCUAAACGGCUAAAAAGGUUAUUCAAAUAGAUCUCACCACUUGGCUAUGAUCGUACUUUAAUUUUGGAAAGUAGACGCAUAGCAUUAAACUAAAAUAGCAAAGAAAAUGUAUCUUUUUUUUUUUCCUACAGUACACGGGUUUGGGGCAGUAUUUCUGCUGAGCGCUUAUUGGUUGGUGAGAUGAUGUUGAAGUAGCAGAAAUGCUAGUGUCCUACUGUCCAAACCGAUUUGCUAUAAGAAAUGUCUGAGCAAGAAACUAUUUUAAUUAUUUCUUUUUAGCUGUUUAGCUCAAUUGAGCUCCAUUCACCCCCAUUCACAAUGGACUCGCUCGUGGACGUCUCUAGCGUCUGACAAACCCGGAAGACAUUACUGAGAGACGGUUCUCUAGAAAGUUUCUGCUUAAGCUGACAUACGUGUAUGCCUUCUAGUGGAUUCAGCAAAUAAGUCUUUACAUUUACAAUGAUAAAACACGUCUUUUUGACAGGUCUUCCAGGGGUUGGGAAGACCACACUAGUCCAGAAGGUGUGUGAGGUGAUGGUUUCUGGUGGUGUGAGCCUCAAUGGAUUUUAUACAGAGGAGGUUAGAGAGAGUGGGAGGAGAGUGGGCUUCGAUGUAGUCACAGUGACUGGAGAAAGAGGACCCCUGUCCAGAGUGGGAAAUGAAGGCUCAGUUGGGAAACGUGCAUAUAAGGUCAGCCAGUAUGUUGUUGAUCUUUCUUCAUUUGAAAAUCUUGCUCUGCCGCUUUUCCAGAAUAUGGGUGAGGGAAGCAGGAGAGUGUUUGUCAUUGAUGAGAUUGGGAAGAUGGAACUCUUCAGCCAGACAUUUAUCCAGGCUGUUAGGCAAGCUCUGGACAGCUCAGACUGCAUUCUGGGAACCAUCCCCACCCCUAAAGGAAAACCCCUGGGCCUAGUGGAGGAGAUAAGGGCAAGGAAGGAUGUCAAGGUCUUUAUGAUUACGAAGGAGAACAGAGAUGCUGUCUUUGACGAAAUUGUGACUGCAGUGAAGGAAUGUCUAAAGAUACCAACUGGCAAGAAGACAGGCGGAACAGACAAUGGCACUUCAGGGUAAAACUUGCUAAAAAUCCUCAUUAACAAUAAGCAAAAGCAGCUUGGGAAGAAUCAGUUCUGUGGGACUGUUUUGUUUUGUUUCUGGAAUACUGCUAUUGACUUUUUUUUGUUUCGAUAAUCAGUAAUAAAUUCUUCCCAACAUCUAGGAGAAUCUCUCGCAUAUUUCUGAAGGCUUUGGAGUAGUCCAACUUUCAUGUUUUCUGGUCAAGAAUAAAGCAGUUUAAUGUCACAUUUAAAAUU
Messenger RNA from Electrophorus electricus (electric eel), 1319 nucleotides. The record is from RefSeq and is a predicted model, not a curated record. NCBI's taxonomy places the organism in Eukaryota, Metazoa, Chordata, Actinopteri, Gymnotiformes, Gymnotidae.